This is a messenger RNA of Anisakis simplex (herring worm), 585 nucleotides long. The record is from the annotation of a GenBank genome assembly. Lineage: Eukaryota; Metazoa; Nematoda; Chromadorea; Rhabditida; Anisakidae.
AUGGAUGAGGCAUCGCACGACCGUGAUUACGAAGCAGUCGAUGAUGGAGAUGUGGAUCAUAAGAUGAUCAUUGACAAUGAAUGCAGCCUAAAUGUUCAGCAGUCAACUGCUCUUACUGAUAAUGCAAAUAGCGACAAAAACAACACUCGUCACCAGUUAAUGAAUCAUUCAAUAUCGUAUCACAGUAAUCAUUCAACGCCGUCGCUACGAUUCGCCGCUAUCAGCAGCAUCUCGUCACCAACUUCUUCUUCAGUCAAUCGUCCACGACCAAAACGUUCGCAGAGUGCUUCGGCUACGGCACAACGACAACGCCAGAGUCAUGUUGCCGUAUCGAAUAGAGGAGAGAACGAUGAUGAAUUCGAACGACGUGCUAUGGCUGAAGCAGCGUUCAACGAAUGGCUUCGAAGAAAGAGCAGUCUUCCAAGAGGUCCAAGAUGCUCACCGUCGCGCGAUCAAAUCGAACAACAUCUGCGUGAGGAUGCACGUCAUCGAGUGCUGAAUAUUUGGUUAGCAAGACCGCCACCACCACCACAAUCAGCAGCAGCAGCAGCAACAACUACUAUCAAUUGUCACAAUGAUGAAUAA